AGUUGAUGUCAAUCCGCGUUUCAACUUCUCCCCCUUCAACACUCAACAGACAUUUUUCAUCUUGUCCUCCCUCUGGCCUCUGCAAAUACUCUGUAUCCCAGAUUGUGGAGAAAUUCCUUUCCAUGGGACAAGAAACAAGAAAUCUCUCUGAUGAAUAUGAAAUCUCGGACAUUUUAGGGAAAGGAGGAUUCUCAGUUGUGAGGAAGGGUAUUCAGAAAACCAACGGAGAAAAGAGACAAGUAGCCAUCAAGACCCUGAAGAGAUUUGGUCCAACAGCUCCAUCAGGAGCUCCACGUGUUAAAGGCAGCGAGAAAAGCAUAGCCCUCAUGGGCUUCCCCACUUGGAAGCAGGUUCCAAUAUCUGAUGCCUUGUUGACAAACGAGAUUCUGGUCAUGAGGAAGAUUGUGGAAAGUGUUUCCCCCCACCCAAAUGUGAUUGACCUCUAUGAUGUCUAUGAGGACCAAACUGGAGUGCACCUGGUGCUGGAGCUUUGCUCUGGAGGUGAGCUAUUCGACCGGAUUGUGGCUCAGGAAAGGUACUCUGAGGUUCAGGCUGCGGCUGUGGUCAAGCAGAUAGCUGAAGGAUUAGCUGCUCUUCACAGGGCAAAUAUUGUCCACAGAGACCUGAAGCCUGAGAACUGCCUUCUCUUGAAUAGAACAGAAGAUUCUCCUCUGAAGAUUAUGGACUUUGGAUUGAGUUCUGUGGACGAAUUCACUGAUCCAGUCGUGGGGUUGUUUGGUUCCGUAGAUUAUGUCUCCCCAGAGGCUCUUUCUCAAGGCAAAAUCACUUCCAAGAGUGAUAUGUGGUCUUUGGGAGUAAUCCUGUACAUCUUGCUUUCUGGUUAUCCACCUUUCAUUGCCCAGUCAAACCGGCAGAAGCAGCAGAUGAUAAUUGCCGGGCAAUUCAGUUUCGAAGAGAAGACAUGGAAAGACAUUUCUUCCUCAGCAAAGCAGCUGAUUUCUGAUCUGCUGAAAGUUGAUCCUGACAGAAGACCAAGUGCACAACAACUUCUGGAUCAUCCAUGGGUCAGAGGUGAUUUGGCCAAGCAGGAGCAAAUGGAUGCGGAGGUUGUUUCUCGACUGCAGAGUUUCAAUGCCCGGCGCAAGUUCCGUGCUGCUGCAAUAGCUAGCAUUUUGAGCAGCAAAGUCCUAUUAAGGACAAAGAAGCUGAAAACUCUGCUAGGCUGCCAUCAUGACCUUACAGAGGGGGAAAUUGAGAAACUCAAGACAAAUUUCAAGAAAAUAUGUGCAAAAGGUGACAAUGCAACUCUCCCCGAAUUUGAAGAAGUGUUGAAAGCAAUGAACAUGGCAUCACUUGUCCCCCUAGCUUCUCGUAUCUUCGACCUCUUUGACGAUAAUCGUGAUGGCACAGUUGACAUGAGAGAGAUAGUCUGUGGAUUCUCCAGCCUCAGGAAUUCUAGAGGGGAUGAUGCUCUGCGUCUGUGCUUCCAGAUGUAUGAUACUGACCGAUCAGGAUGCAUCACAAAGGAAGAACUAGCAUCCAUGCUCAGAGCUUUACCUGAUGACUGUCUCCCAGCAGAUAUCACAGAACCUGGGAAGUUGGAUGAAAUAUUUGAUCGGAUGGAUGCUAACAGCGAUGGAAAAGUCACAUUUGAGGAGUUCAAAGCUGCCAUGCAGAGAGACAGCUCCCUGCAAGAUGUUGUCCUCUCUUCUCUACGCCAGCAGUAGCCUUCCAAUCUUUUCCUUUACCUUAAAUCACUUUCAAUGUUUCUUUGAAUUUUCACGUUAAAGGCGAUAGAAAGAUAGGUGAUGCCAAAUGGGGUUUAAACAACUAUAUACCUUGGUUUUGUAAGCAGGUACUAUAUCAUUCUAUGCUGAAGAAUAAUAUAAAUUUGAUAACCAU
Molecule: messenger RNA, 1863 nt
Organism: Rubroshorea leprosula
Lineage: Eukaryota; Viridiplantae; Streptophyta; Magnoliopsida; Malvales; Dipterocarpaceae
Source: the annotation of a GenBank genome assembly